Ooceraea biroi (clonal raider ant) is the source of this 649-nucleotide messenger RNA. RefSeq lists its product as uncharacterized. The record is from RefSeq and is a predicted model, not a curated record. Lineage: Eukaryota; Metazoa; Arthropoda; Insecta; Hymenoptera; Formicidae.
UAUAAGAAGAAAAUCUCAUCAAUUUGGGAAAUUAGAAAAUGGGUAGCCGAGGUAGAACGCAACAAUAAGCACGUAUUAUUACUUCGGAUUCCCACGCAUCAAGAUAUAUUGGGCAAUGAAGAGGUAGAUAUUGCAGCCAAAGCAGCAGCCCUUACAGGUUUAGAUACGACAUUACUGCUGCCACACAGUGACAUUAAAGCUCAGUGGAGGGAAGCGGCAUAUUCGCAGUUUCAUGAAUGGGCUAGAAUACAAGGCGCCCACAAAGGCACCCGGUAUUUUCAAAAUUACUUUAUACCUAACAGGAAAAGUUGGUUCCACAAGUUGAAAGGUAACCGAAAAGGUAUUGUGUCUAUUAACAGGCUCAGAGCAGGUUACACCUCACUGGCUGAAAGUUUAUGGAGGCGCAACAUAGUGGAGAUACCCAUGUGCGAGUGCGGAAUAGCAUACCAAACGGCAAACCAUGUGUUCUGGCAAUGCCCUUUGUUAGAUAGAUAUAGGAACACAUUAAUUAAGGAUAUCUCGCACAAUAUAACCACAGGGCCGUAUCACAUAGAACAAUUGUUACACUCAUCAGAAGAUGACAUUAUUCUAGCGGUCAUGAGAUUCAUUGAAUCCAUCCCCUUUCGCAUCUAACAGACGUAAGGCUUGA